Messenger RNA from Verruconis gallopava, 1917 nucleotides. RefSeq lists its product as uncharacterized. Lineage: Eukaryota; Fungi; Ascomycota; Dothideomycetes; Venturiales; Sympoventuriaceae. The transcript has 3 exons. The coding region runs from base 737 to 1705 and encodes 322 amino acids. The record is from RefSeq and is a predicted model, not a curated record.
CUUAGCACAUCUUCCUCGCCCGCCAGACGAUCCUCGCGGACGUGCGGAGGCAAUUCGAGAACCGCUCCGCAAACGCAUCCUCUCCGUGGCCUCUCUUCCCGAGCACGACGCGUCUUUCCUUGCCGCCACGAGGGGGUUGACAAGCCGGCUGCCGUGCAUUUGCUUGCUCAGGAUUUGACAUCGCAUUUGCUUUUUUUGACGCCUCUCUUUGCGUGAUCCUGGACCCCACGGAGACACCAGACGCGGGGGGUUGGCUGGUUGUGCGUGCUGAGUACCUGCGCUCGGCUUUCCUGGCCCGAGUCGUUGACUUAACGUGGCCGCGCGCGGUCAGUGAGUGAUCGCCGUGCCUGGCCGGCGCAGAGAGCCACGUCCCCUCCCCCACAGAGGCGGCGUCCCAACACCACCUCGCUGCAAAGAUUCCCGGCCCGUUUAUCGCCUCUUUGGUCCCCACAAGCACGCAAGAUAAGGCCGCUCUCAAACUUUCGGCUAGACAAACGCCCAAGUCAUACAAAAUCAGAUCCGGCGCCUGCAUACCUCGGACUGAAAACGUACAUGCCCUUUCACCACGCUCCCAACCGUCUUGCGCUUCGAGCAGCGAUUCACCCCGUCACCGCUACUUUGCCUGGCCUGCCCCAUCAUUCGCUACCCGGAUCAGCCCCCGACAUCGUUAUCGCGAGCUAUUGCGCCAGGCUUGUCACCCAUAUCGCUUCCUAGUCACCAUUCGUCGUCCUCAAAAAUGGCGACCCAGCACCAAAAAUUCACCCGGAAACACAAUGGCAAGACCCAGAAGCCAGGCCUGCUGAAGCGCCAUUCGGCGCAUGCCGUGUCUAGGUCGAAGACUGUCCACAUUCGAGGUGAAAGCCAGGACGUGGAUGAGGAUAUCAUGGCCGCCAGUUUUCUGCAGUAUUGUGCCACUUGCGAGAAGCAAAUCGUCACACCUAGCAAUUCAAUACUCUACUGCUCAGAGAGUUGCCGAAGAAAGGAUCAUACGCAUAUACCGUCAUAUGACACAUACGCCGCUCAGUCGCCCCCUAUGACUCCUCUCCAGUCUUCCUCGUCAUGGGAUAAGUUCCCGAUGCAUGACAUCGUCCCUCAGCGCUCGCCGACCGUUAAUCAAUAUGCCUUGAAUCGCUACUCGUAUUCGUCCUUCUCCGAGGAUGAAACUUCCUUCUCUGAGGACGAGAAGCACAUGGAGCCUAGACGAGAGUCGGAAGCCGAGCGCCAACUUCGUCUAUUCGCAGAGCAAGCCGCCGAAUCUCACUCUAGAACACCUCGGCCUCAGUACAAACGGUCUUCGACCAACUACUCCAGUAUGAGUAACGCGCCUUCACUUUCUCAGUCGCCGACAUCGACAACGGCGGGCAUGUCGUUUCCUUAUACUCCAGUCUCACGACCGCUGCCACCCCGCACCAACCCUACAUACAGCACGUCGUUCAAGUUUUCAAAAUCGAUCGAGCUUGUCAAUCCGUAUCCAGCCAUGACCCAGAUGAUGCCAACGACUGCUCCUUCCAGCCUUCAUGACAGCAGAAGAGGUCUGAAGUCAGGCGCUGGCGCAGCGACGAGUCAGGGCAUCGCCGAGGGCGAGGUCAUAUACGAGAAAAGCCCUAUACCGUUGAGCACAUCUGGCCCAGAUCAGAGCAGCUUAAAGAAGCUAUUUAGAUUCAAUGAGAUGCAAGCCGGCCCACCACAUUCCGAGCGCUACUAGUCACGAUACCCAUAUGCAUACCACUAUAACCUUUCACAUGGCCCGCGCCCAUGAUCAAACCGUUUGCACGGCAUUCGACAUAGACGGAACCCACAGCGACUUGCAAAAGUUUUAUUUUGGCGUUUGGUUCCCACUUGUCUUUUCUUCCCACGUUUUCCUUGAAUUUUUUUUUUUUUGGAUUCAUGUCUCAAGGAUAAUCCAUGACUUGGGGG